CCAAUUGGUAAAGAGAACUCUCGGCUCGCGCGCUCUGAUUGGCUUGGCAGAAGGAGGAAGCCGCCUCUCCUCCUUACCCGCGAGCUCGGGUAUGGAGUCCUGGAGCUGCUCGGCUUCGGGAGCAGAACACCUGAGGCGACAGGACUCCCAGGAGCCAUGUCGUCAGAAGUCCUGCUGGUGUCCGCUCCAGGGAAAGUCAUUCUGCAUGGAGAGCAUGCCGUGGUCCAUGGCAAGGUUGCACUAGCAGUGGCCUUGAACUUGAGAACAUUCCUCCGGCUUCAGCCCCACAGCAAUGGGAAAGUGGGCCUCAACUUACCAAACAUUGGCGUCAGGAGGGCCUGGGAUGUGGCCGGCCUUCAGCUGCUGGACACCAGCUUUCUGGGGCACAGUGACGGUGCAGCGCUCACCCCGGAGCAUGUGGAGAAGCUGAAGGAGGUGGCAGGCUUCCCCGAGGACUGCAUGGACCCCGAGCGCCUGUCUGUGCUGGCCUUCCUCUAUUUGUACCUGUCUAUCUGCCAGGGUCAGAGAGCCCUGCCCAGCCUGGACAUCACUGUGUGGUCGGAGCUGCCCACUGGGGCCGGCCUGGGCUCCAGUGCUGCCUACUCCGUGUGUUUGGCAGCUGCCCUUCUGACGGCGUGCGAGGAGAUCCCAAACCCGCUGAAGGAUGGGGAGGCUGCCAGCAGGUGGACCGAGGAGAACUUGGAGUUAAUUAAUAAGUGGGCCUUCCAGGGGGAGAGGGUGAUUCACGGGAACCCGUCUGGAGUGGACAACGCCGUCAGCACCUGGGGAGGAGCGCUCCGAUACCAACAAGGGAAGAUUUCAUCUUUAAAGAGGCCACCAGCUCUGAAGAUCCUGCUGAUCAACACCAAAGUGCCUCGCAGCACCAAGGCCCUGGUGGCCAACGUCAGGAGCCAGCUGCUGAAGUUUCCGGAGAUCGUGGCCCCUCUCCUGACCUCCAUAGACGCCAUCUCCCUGGAGUGUGAGCGGGUGCUGGGGGAGAUGGCGGCGGCCCCCACCCCGGAGCACUACCUCGUGCUGGAGGAGCUCAUUGACAUGAACCAGCACCAUCUGAAUGCCCUUGGUGUGGGCCAUGCCUCGCUGGACCAGCUGUGCCGGGUGACCACGGCCCACGGACUGCACAGCAAGCUCACUGGCGCGGGCGGCGGCGGCUGUGGCAUCACGCUCCUCAGGCCAGAUCUGGCACGGCCGGAGGUAGAGGCCGCGAAGCGGGCGCUGAGAGACUGUGGCUUUGACUGCUGGGAAACCAGCAUUGGUGCCGCUGGUGUGUCUGUCCACACGGCUGCCUCCCUGGACGCCUCUGUCCAGCAUGCUCUGGACAGCCUCUGAAAGGAGCCCACGCAGCUACAGCCCUACCACGAAGCCCCUUCCCAGAUUCCUCUAGGUGCUGAAGUUGGCUUCUGUGCUGGCCAGUGGAUGCCCAGCUCCUGAUGCUGACGGGAGGCCCCCAGCCCCUCUGUGACACCCCUCCCGCCAGCUGUGCCCCUCGUUCCACACCAUGAGCCAGGCUGCCCGGAAGCCGUGGUCUGUGUUCUACAACAUUCUCUUGAGCCAGCCCAUCAGUGGGGGGUGUGUGGCCGUCUGAGACAAGAGGGCCUCUUUCCCAGCCUCCUGGAAAUUUCCACGGCCCCAGAGACUCCCUGGCUGAGCUGCUUAGAUGCCACAUGCAGGGGUCUGGUUCACAGAGCAGCGGACCUUCUCCCUUCCUCCGCCUCUGCACUCCUGCCUGUCUGUCCCACCUCCCCCAGGAAGCCUUCCUGGGGUGUUUGGGUGGUGAUCUUUGCCUUCUGCCUUCCAUCUGGCCUGAGGGUCGGCCAAAGGCAGGGUCGAUGUGCAGUACCUUUUGGUCUGUAUCCGAGGGGGUUGCAGACAAGAUGGCAAAGGGGAAAUAAAAAGAUCUUGAUUAAA
Dama dama (fallow deer) is the source of this 1926-nucleotide messenger RNA. RefSeq names its product mevalonate kinase (gene MVK). Lineage: Eukaryota; Metazoa; Chordata; Mammalia; Artiodactyla; Cervidae. The record is from RefSeq and is a predicted model, not a curated record. Bases 157 to 1347 code for a protein of 396 amino acids. Gene Ontology annotation, cellular component: cytoplasm. Gene Ontology annotation, molecular function: mevalonate kinase activity; ATP binding. The transcript is spliced from 11 exons. Gene Ontology annotation, biological process: isoprenoid biosynthetic process; cholesterol biosynthetic process.